AGCUUUCGGAGCAUACCUAAGUGCUCGCGUAUCAAAGUGUUCAUGAGAGAGAGAGAGAGAGAGGCAGAGAAUUCUGCUAUAAAUAGGUUUGACUAGAGUGGCACUCAGACAGUUUUCGACGAUCGCUCUGCUUUGCAAGACGUGCAAGUUGAAAUAUGGUCUCCUCAGUGUCAUCAGGUGCUACGUCCGAUGGCGGCGGAAAAUAUUGCUUCGCUAUCGAUCGCGGCGGCACCUUUACCGACGUGCUCUGCAUCUGCCCCGGCGGACGAGUGCGCACAAUGAAGUUGCUCUCUGAAGAUCCGGAACGCUACAGCGACGCUCCUCGCGAGGGCAUACGCCGCAUACUGAAAGAGGAAACUGGCGCAGAUCUGACCGCAGCUGGGCUUGUAGACACGUCGAAGAUUGGAUGGGUGCGCAUGGGCACCACUGUUGCGACCAAUGCCCUGCUGGAGCGGAAGGGCGAUCCUGUCGUUCUGGUUGUUAACACUGGAUUCCGUGAUCUUCUCUACAUCGGCAACCAAGCCCGACCUAAAAUCUUCGAUCUAAACAUACGCAAGCCGGCGAAUCUCUACCAGAAUGUUGUCGAGGUUACCUGCCGCAUUGUGCCGGAGCAGGCAGAGCGCUGCCAGCUAAAUCAGCAGUGGAAAGUGCUGCAGGGCGUGACUGGAAGCAAAUACCUGGAAAUGCAGCCUGUGGACGAGCUGGCCGUGCGGGCAUCCCUUUCUGCUGCUCGCCAACAGGGCAUCAACUCUGUGGCUGUGGUACUGGCCCACAGCUACGCCUGCCCGGAACACGAACUGCGCAUUGGUGCCAUUGCGAGCGAGUUGGGAUUCAGCCAUGUUACGCUAUCGCACAAGGCAAUGCCCAUGUGCCGGGUGGUGGCCCGUGGCUACACAGCCUGUGCUGAAGCCUACCUGACACCCCAUGUAGAUCGCUACCUAGCCAGCUUUAAAUCGGGCUUCGAAAAUCAGUUGGCUGGUGUGGAUGUGCUCUUUAUGCAAUCAGAUGGAGGCCUAACUAACAUGGAAAACUUCCGAGGCGCGCGUGCCAUACUUUCGGGUCCGGCAGGCGGAGUUGUGGGAUAUGCGCUUACAGGCUCGCGUGAAACGGAUUUGCCAUUGAUUGGCUUCGACAUGGGCGGUACUUCCACUGAUGUGUCCCGUUAUGCCGGUAGCUAUGAGCACGUUAUUGAGAGCACCACAGCGGGCGUAACAAUUCAGGCGCCACAGUUAGACAUCAAUACUGUAGCAGCGGGCGGCGGUUCCCGGCUCUUCUUCCGGUCAGGCAUAUUUGUGGUGGGUCCGGAGUCCGCGGGCUCCCACCCGGGUCCGGCUUGUUACAAGAAGGGCGGGCCACUGACCGUUACCGAUGCCAAUCUGAUGCUUGGCCGCAUUCUUCCCCAAUACUUCCCAAAGAUCUUCGGUCCAAAUGAGAAUGAGCCCCUGGACUAUGAGCUCACCAAGCGCAAGUUCAGGGAGCUGCAGUCAGAUAUAAAUGCUCAUCUGAAAGCCAGCGGUGACUCAAGAGUACUAAGCAUUGAGCAGGUGGCUCUGGGAUUCAUUCGCGUCGCUAACGAAACAAUGUGCCGACCGAUACGUGCUCUGACGCAGUCCCGCGGCUUGGACACCGCGAAUCAUGUGCUCUCCUGUUUUGGUGGUGCCGGUGGACAGCAUGCCUGCUCAAUAGCUCGAAAUCUGGGCAUAGCUAAGGUGGCAGUGCAUAAAUAUGCAGGAGUGCUUUCAGCCUAUGGCAUGGCACUGGCAGAUGUUGUCCAGGAGGUGCAGGAGCCCAGUGGGAUGGAAUUUAAUGAUGCGAAUGCACAGCUGAUUAAGGAGCGAUUAGAUGCAUUGUCAGCCCAGUGUCAUGGUCAGCUGGCAGAGCAAGGUUUUAAGAAAAUUGAGCUUCAAUCAUUCCUCCAUUUGCGCUACGAGGGCACUGAUGGGGCCUUGAUGUGUACGCCAGCACCUGCUGAUAAGGGUCAGUUGUCGGAGCAAUCAUCGGCGUUGUUAGCUGCCUAUGGCGAUUUUCACGUCACUUUUCUUGAGCGUUACCGCACCGAGUUUGGUUUUGUGCUGCAAAAUCGACGCAUAAUCGUAGAUGAUAUUCGCAUACGGGGCCUUGGUAAAAACGAGACACCACCUGAGCCGCAGGUGGAAAAAGCACUAGAGCUUACUCCCACAGCCGAGGGAUACACCCAAGUGUACUUUGACCACGGUGCAUUUGAAACGCCUAUCUAUUUAACCAAGCAUCUGCUGGCCGGACAUAAGAUCUCCGGGCCUGCUGUGCUUAUCGAUCAGCUGUCCACAAUCAUAGUGGAGCCUGAAUGUUCCGUUCAUGUGACCAUCUAUGGUGACCUUAUAAUGGAUGUGCAAACAAGCGGCAAGCAUGGCAUUAAUGCGGAACUGGACCCAGUGCAUCUGAGUAUAUUCAGUCACCGAUUUAUGAGUAUUGCCGAGCAGAUGGGCAGAGUGCUUCAGCGUACCUCCAUCUCGACCAACAUAAAGGAGCGUCUAGAUUUUUCCUGUGCUCUGUUCGGCCCGGACGGCGGCCUUGUUAGUAAUGCACCACACAUUCCCGUACAUUUGGGUGCCAUGCAGGAGACGGUACAGUACCAGCUGCGUGUGCGGGGUGAGACCUUAAAGAAUGGCGAUGUCAUUUUGGCAAAUCAUCCACAAGCCGGUGGCUCCCACCUGCCGGACCUUACAGUUAUCACACCAGUGUUCUAUGAGGGACAACCGCGUCCAGUGUUCUUUGUUGCGUCGCGCGGACAUCAUGCAGACAUUGGCGGAAUAACGCCUGGCUCGAUGCCCCCUCAUUCAACAUCCCUCGCUCAGGAGGGCGCAGCUUUCAAGUCGUUCCUCAUUGUGGAGAAUGGGGUAUUUCAAGAGCAACAGAUUGUACAGCGCCUGACAACACCAACUGGAGCUAAGGGUGCUGUGGGCACACGCAACCUCAGCGACAAUCUGUCAGAUCUGAAGGCACAGAUCGCUGCCAACCACAAGGGCAUACACCUAGUGUCUGAGCUUAUUGACAGUUACGGCCUUAACGUAGUACAGGCAUACAUGACCCACAUUCAAAAAAACGCGGAGCUAGCUGUGCGCGACAUGUUGCGUCAGAUUGGUCGAGAUACCUUGGAGCGUACAGGCUCGACGGUGCUAAUGGCCCAAGAGUUUAUGGAUGACGGCUCACCCAUCACUCUGCGUGUUACCAUAGAUCCCGAACACGGUUCGGCUUUGUGCGACUUCAGUGGAUCCAGUGAAGAGGUCUGGGGUAACUGCAAUGCUCCAAGGGCUAUAACGCUGUCUGCUCUUAUAUACUGUCUUCGUUGUAUGGUGGGACACGACGUGCCACUUAAUCAAGGCUGCCUGGCGCCCAUUCAUGUUGUGAUACCCAAGAAUUCUAUACUGGAUCCGUCAGAAGGUGCAGCUGUAGUUGGCGGGAAUGUUCAAACCUCACAGCGCAUUGUGGACACCGUGCUAAAAGCCUUCCGUGCUUGCGCUGCCUCGCAAGGCUGCAUGAACAACAUCACCAUUGGAGACGAUCAGUGGGGGUACUACGAAACUGUGGCUGGCGGCUCAGGCGCUGGGCCAGGUUGGCAUGGUGCUGGUGGUGUGCACACGCACAUGACCAAUACUCGUAUUACUGAUCCGGAAAUUCUGGAACUACGCUAUCCCAUGAUACUGAAGCGCUUCUGCCUGCGUACCGACGGAUCCGGCGGGCGUGGACGAUUUGUUGGCGGCGAGGGAGUCGAACGCGAUUUACUCUUCCGCAAGCCGGUUACAUUAUCCGUUCUCACCGAACGUCGCACAUUGCAGCCGUACGGGCUGGCUGGCGGUGAUCCGGGAAAGAGUGGACGCAAUCUUAUCGUUAAGCAUGACGGACGAGUAAUUGCCCUUGCUGGCAAGACCUGCAUUGAUGUUGAGGCUGGGGAUACAUUUGCAAUGAAAACACCUGGUGGCGGUGGAUACGGUAUCAGCGAUGAUUCCUCCAACGCUGAUCAACCCGCGCAAAACAUUGCGAACGUCCCCAGGUUCGUCGAAAGGGGCACAGUCCACGACUACCGUCAAGCACAAGAGUCCGCAUAACUAAACAGAAAUAUGUAACGGCAUUAAAAAAACAAAACAAACAUUGUUAAUUAAUUAUAGAUUGUUUAUACGUGUGUAAACAUGUGAAAGCUCGUGAA
Messenger RNA from Drosophila virilis, 4183 nucleotides. Its product is annotated as 5-oxoprolinase. Gene Ontology annotation, molecular function: 5-oxoprolinase (ATP-hydrolyzing) activity. The record is from RefSeq and is a predicted model, not a curated record. NCBI's taxonomy places the organism in Eukaryota, Metazoa, Arthropoda, Insecta, Diptera, Drosophilidae. Gene Ontology annotation, cellular component: cytosol. Gene Ontology annotation, biological process: glutathione metabolic process.